Messenger RNA from Drosophila ananassae, 1247 nucleotides. It is a transcript of the gene RfC38, whose product is annotated as replication factor C subunit 3. The coding region runs from base 121 to 1191 and encodes 356 amino acids. The record is from RefSeq and is a predicted model, not a curated record. Gene Ontology annotation, cellular component: DNA replication factor C complex; nucleus. Gene Ontology annotation, biological process: DNA repair; DNA-templated DNA replication. Gene Ontology annotation, molecular function: DNA clamp loader activity; DNA binding. The transcript is spliced from 2 exons. NCBI's taxonomy places the organism in Eukaryota, Metazoa, Arthropoda, Insecta, Diptera, Drosophilidae.
AACAUUUUACAACACUCAAACUCUAAAGCCCAAUUGUGUAAAAAGGCGCGCAUGCCGAAAUUUGGAGAUUAAAUACAAUUUUCUUUAAUUAUUGUUAAAAGUAUUGUUUAAAAAGGUAAUAUGGCAUUAUGGGUGGAUAAGUACCGGCCACGAGAGCUGUCCAAAUUAGAUUACCACAAGGAUCAAGCAGAGAACUUGCGAAACCUCUGCAAACAGAGCGAUUUCCCCCAUCUAAUGUUUUAUGGGCCGUCUGGGUCUGGAAAGAAAACCAGAAUUAUGUGCCUGCUGAGGGAGAUGUAUGGAUCUGGAGUGGAACGACUGAGGAGCGAGACCAUGACUUUUACCACUCCUUCGAACCGCAAGAUAGAGGUGAUGACUGUCAGCAGUAACUAUCACCUGGAGGUGAAUCCGUCCGACGCUGGAAUAUAUGACCGCACAGUCGUGGUCGACCUCAUCAAACAGGUGGCUCAGACGCACCAGAUUGAGAUCAGUGGCCAGCGAGAGUUUAAAGUAAUCGUCAUCUCCGAAGGCGACGAACUGACCAAAGAUGCCCAGCAUGCCUUGCGCCGCACCAUGGAAAAGUAUGUGGCUACAUGCCGGAUAAUAAUCUCCGUGAACUCCACCUCUCGCAUCAUUCCGGCCAUCCGAUCGCGUUGCCUCGGCAUAAGAGUGUCUGCCCCUAGCGAACCAGAAAUCGUCUCCAUUCUGCAGAACACCUGCAAGCGCGAGGGACUCACCUUGCCGCCAGAACUGGCCAAGCGGUUAGUGGAAAAGUCUGAGCGCAAUCUCCGGCGCGCUCUUCUUAUGCUUGAGGCGGCAAAAGUGGCCAAGGUUCCGUUUACAGCCAACCAAGAGAUUCCCGAUUUGGACUGGCAGGCGUUCUUGCGCGACACUGCAUCACAGAUCAUCAGCGAACAAACCCCCGCCAAGCUAGAGAAGAUACGCGAGCGUCUAUACGAGCUUCUUAUUCAAGGUGUGCCAUCCAACCUUAUCUUUCGCGGUCUAGUAGAGAAUCUGGUGAACAACUGCGACAUGUCCAUCAAGGCAAAAACCCUGGAGUUUGCCACGGAGUACGAGCACAGGAUGCAAGCCGGAGCGAAGCACAUAUUUCACUUGGAGGCCUUUGUGGCACAGUUUAUGAACAUUUACAAAAAGUUUCUGUCUGAGCUGGUAUUGACGGAUGACUUCUAAUGCUGCCACUUAUCUUUUUUCAUAUUAAUAAAAGAUUUUUUUAUUUUAAAACUUAA